Messenger RNA from Strongyloides ratti, 1182 nucleotides. RefSeq names its product Peptide chain release factor class I/class II domain and Peptide chain release factor domain and Double-stranded RNA-binding domain-containing protein. The record is from RefSeq and is a predicted model, not a curated record. Gene Ontology annotation, biological process: translational termination. The transcript has a single exon. NCBI's taxonomy places the organism in Eukaryota, Metazoa, Nematoda, Chromadorea, Rhabditida, Strongyloididae. The coding region runs from base 1 to 1182 and encodes 393 amino acids. Gene Ontology annotation, molecular function: translation release factor activity.
AUGGUUUUCCGUUCUUCAUUAAUUUUCAAAAAUUAUUUUUUUAAAAAUAUCCCCAAUUUUGUUCAAACCUCAAUAAGAAAUAUUUCUGUAUUUACACCAAUUAUUGAAAAACCGGAAACUACUUUAUUUUUAAAAAAAGUUGAAGAAUGUUUUAAAUCUGUAAAAUCUGGACAAAGUAAAGUUGUAUUUUCUUCAUCUGAUAUUUCAUAUUUUGAAAAUAUUUUAAGUAAACAUAAAAAUUAUCUUGACAAAAUCAAUGAAAUUAAAGAAUUAUCAUUAAUAAUCAAUUCAAAUGAUGCUGAUAAAGAUAUAAUUGAAAUAGGAAAAAGUGAAAUUUUAAAAGCUAAUGAAGAUUUAGAUAUUUGUACAGAUGAUCUUGCAAAAUCGAUAGUACGAAAAACAGAGAUUGAUACUUUAUCAAAUUGUCAAUUAGAAUUUUCAUGUGGAACUGGUGGUACUGAAGCUAUGAUGUUUACAAUGGAAUUAUAUAAUAUGUAUAUGAAUUUUUGUAACUAUAUGAAUUUUACAUGGACACCAAUUCAAUUUGAUGAUGUAUCGUCUGCUUCAUUAAGAUCAGCUGUUGUUCUUGUUAGUGGUGAUUUAAGUUAUGCAACGUUACGUUUUGAAGCUGGUGUUCAUCGUGUUCAAAGGAUUCCCUUAACUGAUAAAAGUCGGAUUCACACAAGUACAACAAGUUUGGCUAUUUUACCAGAACCAGAAGAUCAUAGUGUUAUCAUUAAAUCUUCUGAUUGUAAAAUAGAAUCAAUGAGAGCUUCAGGUCCUGGUGGACAAAAUGUUAACAAACGUUCAUCAGCUAUUCGUAUAACACAUUUACCAACAAAUAUUUCUGUUCAUGUAAUGGAUGAACGUUUUCAACAUUUAAAUUUACAAACUGCAUAUAAACGGUUAGCAGGUAUAUUGUUACAACAAAAAUUAGAUUCAGUAGUUGAUAAAACGUCAUCUACCAGAAAAUUACAAGUUGGUACAAAAGUUAGAUCUGAAAAAAUUCGAACAUUUAAUUUUAAAGAUGAUCGGGUAACUGAUCAUCGUUUACGUAAAUCUGUUGGUAAUUUAAGAGAAUUCAUGAAAGGUAAUGAAAUGUUAGAAGAAUUUACCAAUGAUUUAAAUAAUUUACAUAUAAUGGAAAGAUUAGAGAGUGAAAUUUAUAGAGAUGAUAUUUGA